CAUUUCCUGGUACUUCCCAAUGCUUUUGUAGUACAGACAACGAAAAAAACCAUCUUCUUCUGUCUGUCCAUAUAAUCCAUGUACGUAUCAUGCAAGAACCUCACAUUCUUUCAAUGAAACUCUCGCGCUUUCUCUUCGUCCUCCUUCUCUCCCUCUCUCUUUUCCUCUCUGCCACCUCCCAUGGCGGCAGUGAUGAUGAUGACAAGGGUGCAGGUGAAAGCAAUGAGCCUCCUCAUAGCCUACGUUCCAAAUCCUUGGUCUCGGUCAAGAUAUGGUGCUUGAUUCUCGUGUUUGUAUGGACCUUCAUCGGUGGGGUGUCACCAUAUUUCCUGAAAUGGAACCAGGGUUUUCUGGUAUUGGGAACUCAGUUUGCUGGUGGGGUUUUCCUGGGGACUGCCAUGAUGCAUUUCUUGAGCGAUGCCAAUGAAACCUUUGAGCGUUUGACGAGUAAAGAAUACCCUUUUGCGUUUAUGUUGGCCUGUGCUGGAUAUUUGUUGACCAUGGUGGCUGAUUGUGUGGUUUCUUAUGUGUACGGGAAGGACAAGAGUUCAUCUAAUCAUGGUGAUUUGGAACUUCAAGGGCCCGAGCAGACCAAUAGUAAUCCUCAUGGUCAUGGCAAUCCGCCGGUGAGCUAUGGUGGCAAUGGCACUGAUACCACCAGCGCGCGGUCCUUAUCACUCACAACUGUGAGUUCCUUUGGAGACAGUGUUUUGUUGAUCGUUGCCUUGUGCUGCCAUUCAGUCUUUGAGGGCGUCGCUAUCGGAGUUGCAAAGACAGAAGCCGCUGCCUGGAAAGCAUUGUGGACGAUCUCCUUGCACAAGAUAUUUGCAGCAAUUGCAAUGGGAAUAGCACUGCUCCGGAUGAUCCCUGAUUAUCCCCUGUUGUCUUGUGUAGCCUACGCUUUUGCAUUCGCCAUUUCGAGUCCUAUCUGGGUGGCCAUCGGGAUCCUAAUCGAUGCCACGAUUGAGGGUGUCGUGGCUGAUUGGAUCUUCGCCAUAUUGAUGGGUUUAGCAUGUGGAGUGUUCAUCAACGUAUCAAUAAACCAUCUGCUAUCAAAAGGUUACACUCCCCAGAAGACAAUUUCAGUUGACACACCCCAUCACAAGGUUUUGGCUGUCUUGUUAGGUGUUGGAGUGAUUGCUGUUGCGAUGAUCUGGGACACUUGAUAGCUAUUGUAACUUGGGUACCGUCUGAGUUUUGGUUUGCUAAAGUUUAAAGGGAUUAGGUUUUCUCUAGUAUCUGUCAUAGUUGCUUGAUCACAUGCUUCAUUCUAUUGGUCCAUAGAACUAUAAUUCUUCUCCAUGGAAAAAGAAAAAUCUAUAAGUUGUCUUUAUCAUAUAUUUAUACCUUUGAUGGACAUAUUUUCGGAAUCUAA
This is a messenger RNA of Theobroma cacao (cacao), 1375 nucleotides long. RefSeq names its product zinc transporter 11-like. Gene Ontology annotation, molecular function: zinc ion transmembrane transporter activity. The record is from RefSeq and is a predicted model, not a curated record. Gene Ontology annotation, cellular component: membrane. NCBI's taxonomy places the organism in Eukaryota, Viridiplantae, Streptophyta, Magnoliopsida, Malvales, Malvaceae. Gene Ontology annotation, biological process: zinc ion transmembrane transport.